Molecule: messenger RNA, 5787 nt
Organism: Drosophila grimshawi
Lineage: Eukaryota; Metazoa; Arthropoda; Insecta; Diptera; Drosophilidae
Product: neurexin-1
Exons: 13
Coding region: 68-5656 (1862 amino acids)
Source: RefSeq, a predicted model, not a curated record
AUAUAUACAUAUAUUUAUAUACAUACAUAUACAUACAAUAAACGCCAAGGACUAUGAACUUGGGGCAAUGACGGCCCACAGCAUUGAGAACGUUCACAAAAUGGAUAGGGAUCACACCGCCGAGCUGCUGUUACGCUCGCAGGACAAUGGGACGCGGCUACUGCCCGAGGCAGAUGCAGCACCAACUAGCACCAACUGCUCCUCCGAUUUGCUAUUCAAUAAGGCGCGAUGCCGCCGAAGAGAAUCCGUAACCGAACGGCAUCCGCAUCCACGUUCACGUCCAAAUUCUCGUUCUCGUCUUGGUCCUGCCAUAGUGGUGGAGUAUCGUCGCUCGUAUCGAGUGCUAAUUGUGACGGCGCUCCUUGUCAGUUUGGCGGCCAGUUUUAUAACGAUCAGUGCUGGAUUUCAGUUGGACGGAUCGCAGAGCUCCUUUUACACAUUUCGCAAAUGGUAUACGGGUUUGAAUGGAACGCUGGAGCUGGAGUUCAAGACGGAACAACCCAAUGGCCUGGUGCUCUAUACCGAUGAUGGGGGCACCUAUGAUUUCUUUGAACUGAAACUGGUUGAGGGCGCACUCCGGUUGCGCUACAAUUUGGGUGGCGGUGCCCAGAUCAUCACAGUGGGACGAGAACUGCACGAUGGGCAUUGGCAUAAGGUGCAGGUGCUCCGCAAUGAUGAGCAGACCUCACUGAUUGUGGAUGGGGUUUCACAGCAGCGAUCAACCAAGGGCAAAGAGUUCCAGUUUGGCAAGUUUGCCAGCAACUCGGAUGUGUAUGUGGGCGGCAUGCCCAACUGGUAUAGCAGCAAACUUGCACUGCUCGCUUUGCCCAGCGUCAUCUUUGAGCCACGCUUCCGUGGCGCCAUCCGCAAUCUGGUCUACGCGGAUCAGCCCGGUGGGAUUACCAGGCGGCAGGAGAUGAAACAGCCGCGCGACAUCAAGUGCGGCGAUGCGCCUUGUGACCAUGCCGAGAUGCCGCCACGCGAAAGAGGAUUGAGGGGUGUUCGUGGGAACACGACGGAUGCGUGUGAACGCAACGAUCCCUGUCAGCAUGGUGGUAUAUGCAUAUCCACCGAUUCGGGUCCAAUAUGCGAGUGUCGCAAUCUUGAGUACGAUGGCCAGUAUUGUGAGAAGGAGAAGGCGCCAUCCGAAGCAACGUUCCGCGGUACACAGUUCCUCUCGUACGAUUUGGGCCAGACGGGCGCCGAACCGAUUGUCAGUGCCCAGGAUGCCAUUUCGUUCUAUUUUCGCACACGCCAGCCAAACGGUCUGCUCUUCUACACCGGACACGGCACCGACUAUCUCAACUUGGCGCUGCGCGACGGAGGCGUCUCACUAACCAUGGGCCUGGCCAAUGGCAAGCAGGAGAUGCAUAUUAAGCCAUCCAAGGUGCGCUUUGACGAUCAUCAGUGGCACAAGGUCACCGUGCAUCGGCGUAUUCAGGAAAUCUCGUCCAUAACCAGCUUCUGUCGGCUCGUCACUGUGGUGGAUGAUGUUUACACGGAUCAUUCCCACAUUGCUGGCAAGUUCACGAUGCUCUCCUCGUCACGCGUCUAUGUCGGCGGUGCUGUUAAUCCUCGAGCUUUGCUCGGCGCUCGGGUGCACAACAAUUUUGUGGGCUGUUUGCGCAAAGUGGAGUUCUCGGCGGAUACAUUGAAUCUGAAUCUCAUUGAUCUGGCCAAGAGUGGAUCCAAGCUGAUACAGGUGGCGGGCAAUUUGGAAUAUCAAUGUCCCAGUGGCGAUCCUCAGGAUCCGGUCACAUUCACCACACGCGAAUCGCAUUUGGUUUUGCCGCCAUGGGAGACGGGCAAGCAGAGCUCGAUAAGCUUCAAGUUUCGCACCAAGGAACCGAAUGGCAUAAUCAUCUUAGCAACUGGCUCCAAACAGCCACGCGCCAAGAACGCCGUGUUGAUUGCCAUUGAGCUGUUGAAUGGCCACAUCUAUAUACAUCUGGAUCUGGGCUCAGGUGCGUCAAAGAUUCGGGCUUCGCGACGCCGCGUGGAUGAUGGCGACUGGCACGAUCUCAUUCUGCGCCGGAACGGACGCGAUGCCAAGGUGAGUGUGGAUGGGGUUUGGAACGAUUUCCGUACACCCGGCGAUGGCACCAUACUCGAGCUGGAUGGCCACAUGUAUGUGGGUGGCGUGGGCCCGGCUUACAACAGCAUCGCCUGGCCGGCAGCCAUCUGGACGGCGACGUUACGUCAAGGAUUUGUUGGCUGUUUGCGUGACCUGGUCCUCAGUGGUAAAGCGAUCGAUAUAGCUGCCUUUGCACGCGUCCAGGACUCCGCUUCUGUGAAGCCAUCGUGUCACGUGCAGGGCAAUGUGUGCACCGGCAAUCCCUGUUUGAAUGGCGGCACAUGCCUCGAGGGCUGGAAUCGACCCAUCUGCGACUGUUCGGCCACAUUGUACGGCGGACCCACCUGCGGCCGUGAGCUGGCCACGCUGGCCUUCAAUGGUAGCCAGCACAUGACCAUUUGGCUGGCGAAUGGACAGGGCACCAAGACGCAAACAGAGGAGCUGGUGAUACGCUUCAAGACGUCACGACCGGCUGGACUGCUCCUGCUGACCAGUGCCGAAUCCAAUUCCCCAGAUCGACUCGAAAUCGCCCUAGUGGCUGGUCGAAUACGCGCCAGUGUGCGGCUCAGCGAUCGCGAGAAGAACUUGCUCGCUGGGCAGUCGGUGCUGAAUGACAAUAAUUGGCAUACGAUACGCUUUUCGCGUAGAGCGUCCAAUCUGCGACUACAAGUUGACGGGGCUCCCCCCGUCAGGGGUAUGUUAUCUGAGACAAUACUGGGACGCCACAGCACCAUGGAAAUACGAUCCAUACACCUGGGCGGCCUCUUUCAUGCCGAGGAGGAGAUCCAGAUGACCUCGACCAUGCCAAACUUUGUGGGACAAAUGCAGGGUUUCAUAUUCAAUGGCCAGCGCUACUUGGAUAUUGUGAAAUCUCUGGGUCCGGAACUGUCGGCCCUGCCCAGUGCCACCUUUAAGCUGACAGCGCGAUUUGUCAACUCACCAUCUGGACAGCCGUAUCAUGCGGCAACAUUCCGCUCCAAGCACUCCUAUGUGGGAUUGGCCAUGCUCAAAGCCUAUACCAGCAUAUCGAUCGACUUUCGUUUCAAGACCGUGGAGCCGAAUGGUCUGCUAGUAUUCAAUGGUGGGCGACGCAAUGAUUUUGUUGCCGUGGAGCUGGUCAAUGGACACAUCCAUUACACAUUCGAUCUGGGCGACGGACCUGUAACGAUGAGGGAUAAGUCACGCAUCCACAUGAAUGACAAUCGCUGGCAUCAGGUCAGCAUUCGUCGGCCAGGACCCAAGACGCACACCCUAACCGUGGACGAUUCGUUUGAGAUUAUCACCUUAACCGGGAAUAAUAUGCAUUUGGAGCUGGCGGGCAUACUCUAUAUUGGAGGUGUAUUUAAGGACAUGUAUUCUAAGUUGCCCGGUUCGAUUUCGUCACGAUCCGGCUUUGAGGGUUGUUUGGCAUCGUUGGAUUUAGGCGAUACAUCGCCAUCGGUCACAACCGAUGCGGUUGUGCCCAGCUCGUUGGUGGUCAGCGGUUGCGAAGGACCCACCAAGUGCAGCCAGAAUGCGUGCGCCAAUCGAGGUGUCUGCGUCCAGCAAUGGAAUGCCUAUGCCUGCGAAUGCGAUAUGACAUCAUACACGGGUCCGACCUGCUACGACGAAUCGAUUGCUUAUGAGUUUGGUAAUAACAAGGGCAUGGUGCAGUACAAUUUUCCGGAGAACACGCAAGCGGAUACCGAGGAGGAUAAUGUUGCAUUGGGUUUCAUUACCACCAAGCCGGAUGCGGUGCUGUUGCGCAUUGAAAGUGCCACCACACAGGAUUACAUGGAACUGGAGCUGGUCGAGGGCAAUAUCUUUAUGGUCUAUAACAUUGGCAGUGUCGAUUUGCCGCUGGGCGAGAUCGGCACCAAGGUCAACGAUAAUGCGUAUCAUGUGGUGCGGUUCUCGCGCAAGGGUGGCAAUGCAACGCUCCAGCUGGACGACUAUAAUGUGCAGGCACUCACACCCCAGGGCCACCAUUCAACCGUGUUCAACACCAUGUCCAAUAUACAAGUGGGCGGCAAAUUUAGUCGCAACGGUCGCACAAGGAUCGAGCGUUCUUUUGCUGGUGUCAUUGCCGGUUUGUCUGUGAAUAAGCUGCGCAUUUUGGAUUUGGCCGUCGAGCGCGAUCCUCAUAUCACCAUACGGGGAGAUGUUCAAUUGGUAACUGGAGUAUUAGAUAGAAAUGAUCUGCAGAGAAUGCAGCAGACUUUGAACUCUACUCGACAGACGCCGGCGAGUGGUUAUCCGGGUGCGAUAGACGAUCUGAUCUUCUCCGGUGCGGGAUCCGGGUGUCGCGGCGACGAUGAGGACGAAUGCACGCCGCCCUUCGAGUCGGGCAGCGGGGAUGAUCUAAUUACGCCCGUCUAUGUGCCACCCACCAAACAGACGACAACCACGCAGCAGGGCAACAGUCUUGGCCUCGAUCGCAACAACAAUAACACGAACAACAACAACAACAACGGCAACAACAAUGGCACUGAGCGUGCCUGCGACGAUGAGGAUUGUGUCCAUGGCUCCGGGGAUUAUGGUGAGACAACGGAGCAGUUCACCUCAACAUCGACGGCAAAGGGUGCAGAGUCCAAUAACGAGCUGGUAACCGCCUCGACGACAGGACGCAGCGAUGUGACCACAGAACAGCAACAACAUAGCAGCAGCAGCAGCAGUAGCAGCAUCGGCGUGGGUGGCAGCAGCACCACCAAUUAUAUGACCACAAUGCCAAGUGCCGGCAGCAGCAGCACGUCCAGCAGCCAACCGAGCAGCACCAGCAGCAGCAGCAGUGUGAGCACCACCACCCAACGCACCGCCAGCAGCAGCAGCAGCAGGCCAGUAAUAUCCACAACCACGACAACAACAACAACAACGACCAGCACCACAAUGAUGCCGGAGAUACGCACCACAGUCACAGACCGCGAGACCACACACGAUGACUUCGGUGCGAUAGGUGGUGCUGGUGGUGUUGGUGGUGGCAGUCAUGAUCAUGAGCGUAUACAGUUGCCCGAUGAGAAUCCAUUGCCGCCGAUGCCAGCACCGUUGCCACCACAGCCAGAUCCACCGCCAUAUGGACCGUAUGGCGGCAACACGUACAACAGCAACAAUGUGAACAACUAUCGUCCGAAGAGCAAGGGUGGACGCAUCAAUUCCAUUGAGGAGGAGCGCACAGCGAUGAUCAUUGGCAUUGUGGCUGGCAUUCUGAUUGCGGUUAUACUCGUUAUCCUGCUCGUCCUGUGGCUCAAAUCGAACGGCGAUCGUGGCUACAAGACGGAAAGUGAAAAGGCUGCUGCUUAUGGUUCGCAUAAUCCGAAUGCGGCUCUGCUGGGCAAUACCAGCACCAAUGGCUCCUAUCAUCAGCAGCGACAGCAUCAUCAAGCAGCUGGUGGCGUCAACCAAGGACAACUCCAUGGCCAGCUUCAGCAGCAACAGCAUCACGGACAGAACGGACACAACGGCGGUGGCGGUGGCGGCGGCGGCAUGAUGUCCAGUGGCAGUGGUUCACUUGGUUACGGCAGCGAUGGACGGCCACAGAUGGCGGGUCUGGUGCAGCCGAAGGCCAAGAAGCGUGACUCCAAAGACGUCAAGGAGUGGUAUGUGUAAGCAACUCCCGCCAGCGAAAAGCCCAAAGACAAAAAAGCGCGUCAAAUUAGCAAUAAACCACGUGAUCCACAGAUCCCGGAAAAAUGAAAAAACAAACAACAAAAAAUAUAUAUACUCCAUUUAUAUUUACA